AUGGACCAAGAAUUCAUUGAGAUUUGGUGGGAUUCCUGCAUAGACCUUUGUGAUGUAUUGGUGAAUCUGUACUUCGUGCGUGAGGUCCUCACUGGCCUGGGCAUCGAGGUUCCUGAGCUUUGGUUGGACCUGCGUGAGCUGGUCAUCAUGAUCUGCACACGAAUGGAGAUGUUGGCUCAACGAGCUGCAGCAGUCUGGGUCUGGGUCAGGCCAGGUGCCUUUGGCAGUGAUGAGGAGGCACCAAUUGAGGAUGAUGAAGCUGCAUCCAUUGCACAUAACAAGCCAUUGUCGGUCGAGCAUGAUGAGGAAGAGUCUGCGGCCGAUCAUGCUGAGAUGGCUGAAAACUCAUGUUCGAGUUGCUCGGCUUUCAAUGCUGAAAAGACUCAGAGUUCGAAGAUAGUGUUCACAUUGAAGACAAACAUCUACCUCAAGACAUUCAGCGAGCCUUGGGACUCAUCUACGCGCACAUCAAAAAUCUUACUGGUCACCCAAAGAAACAAUUUGCUGAAGUCUGACACACAGAUCUGCCCUGUGAAAAAUGUUGAACCCAUGGGCGUCAGUGCAUUUGAGAUGGUUGCACCCACUCUUGCACGGAGUGUGGACUCAUCAGAAGAUGGGUCCAAUCAGGGUGAUAAAGUGCAGAAUGACAUCAUCUGCAAUAAUCAGCAUGAUGAGGACCAUCCAGAGGAGCCAGUGGAGGGGUGCGAAAGGCAAGGGCAAGGAGAGGGGUUCAACACCCCAGAGAUGUACCAGACUUGGUUCUUUGACUCAGGAUCUGAGAUUUAA
Molecule: messenger RNA, 786 nt
Organism: Laetiporus sulphureus 93-53
Lineage: Eukaryota; Fungi; Basidiomycota; Agaricomycetes; Polyporales; Laetiporaceae
Exons: 9
Coding region: 1-786 (261 amino acids)
Source: RefSeq, a predicted model, not a curated record